UUAUAAUACAAAACAGGACAGUAUGAUGUUAAAAAUAUUGACCUUAUUUUUAUUCAUUGCACUAAUUCAAAGUAAAACUUUGGAAGAAGAAAACAAUUCUCAUCAUAAAAAUGAACCAUCGAGAGAAACUCUACCGCUAGUUGUUACGUCGCAAAAAGAAAAUGAGAAAUUUGAUAAAAGUCAAUUAGAUGCUUCAAUGUCUGGUGUGGAAGCAUGGCAACAAGAAGUGAUUGAAAUGGCUAACAUGGAAAUCAAAAGCUUGGAAAAACUCGGAAACUCUAGUUUAAAAGUAGACCAGCAGCUGAUCAUGAAACUAAUAGAUAACACCGAAAAACUGCUAAAUGCUGUGUUAAAAGUAGUUCGUGCCAUUUUUGCUAUUGUCAAAGAUCUAAAGCCUUAACAGUUAUUAUAACAGAACUAAAUAUGGCCAACUACUAAGUAAUCGUGCACCAAAUUUAUAAAAAAUCAAUUAAAUUUUGCAAUCAUUGCCAACUUAA
Molecule: messenger RNA, 497 nt
Organism: Papilio xuthus (Asian swallowtail)
Lineage: Eukaryota; Metazoa; Arthropoda; Insecta; Lepidoptera; Papilionidae
Exons: 2
Coding region: 23-400 (125 amino acids)
Source: RefSeq, a predicted model, not a curated record